This is a messenger RNA of Astrephomene gubernaculifera, 1803 nucleotides long. The record is from the annotation of a GenBank genome assembly. NCBI's taxonomy places the organism in Eukaryota, Viridiplantae, Chlorophyta, Chlorophyceae, Chlamydomonadales, Astrephomenaceae.
CUUCAAGAAACUGUUAUAAACCGUUACUACGAUAUCUUGCUUGGCACUCGUUAUGAUUACAUUUAUUUAGCCUGCUAUAUAAUAGUGUAUGCGCCUGCCCAUCUCUUUCCAGGAAACCAAGAAGCUUGCGGAGACUUGAUGUUUGUACGCAUUAUCAUAUCAUUAUGCAACUCUAAAUACCUUAGCUCAUUUUGCUGUCAGUAUUAAGAGACAUGGACAAUUGUUGUCAUAGCGGCGAGGCAUCGUGACCCUGCCCUUGCAAGACGUCCAUCGAAAAUGACACAGCAACAAUCGGCUGCUGUUGACAUUCGCAAGAUAGCAUGUAUAGGGGCGGGGUAUGUCGGUGGGCCUUCCAUGAGCUGUCUGGCUUACAAGUGCCCGGACGUAACGGUGACGGUUCUGGACAUCAGCCCUGCACGGGUGGAUGCAUGGAACAGCGAUAAGCUUCCCAUCUACGAGCCAGGCUUACUGGACAUCGUGAAGGCGUGUCGUGGGAGAAACCUGUUUUUCUCAACUGACGCCAAGAAACACCUUUCCGAAGCGGACUUGAUCUUUGUCUGCGUCAACACGCCCACCAAGCUGCAGGGUGUGGGUGCGGGCAAGGCCGCCACGUUCGGGUUCUGGGAGGCGGCUGCGCGCCUCAUCGCGGCCUCCUGCCAGGGCUGCGGACCCAAGAUAGUGGCGGAGAAGUCCCCGGUGCCCGUCAAGACGGCGCAGGCCAUGUCGCGGGUGCUGACAGGCUGCCAGGACGGCGUGAAGACGCGGUUCGAGGUGAUCUCCAAUCCCGAGUUCAUGAGCGCGGGGACAGCCAUACAGGACUGCCUCAACCCAGAUCGGGUCCUCAUCGGCGGUCGCGACACCCCCGAGGGUGCCAGCGCCGUGGAGAGCCUGUCCCGGCUGUACCGCCGCUGGGUGCCCCCCGAGCGGGUGCUGCACAUGGGGCUGUGGAGCUCCGAGCUGGCCAAGCUGGCGGCCAACGCCUUCCUGGCGCAGCGCAUCUCCUCCAUGAACGCCAUCUCCGCGCUGUGUGAGGAGACGGGCGCGGAUGUGCAGCAGGUGUCUCACGCCAUCGGCACCGACAGCCGCAUUGGCCCUCGCUUCCUGGAGGCGGGCUGUGGCUUCGGCGGCCCCGCACUGCAAAAGCACGUGCUCAACCUGGUCUACAUCUGCGAGGCGCUGGGGCUGCAGCAGGCGGCGCAAUACUGGCAGCAGGUGGUGGACAUGAACGAUUGGGUCAAGUCGCGCUUCGUGCGCCGGGUCAUCAACUCCAUGUUUGGCACCAUUCGCGGCAAGCGCAUCGCGGUGCUGGGGUUCGCGUACAAGGCGCACACCACUGACACGCGCGACACGGCUGCCAUUGAUGUGUGCCGGGGGCUGCUGCUGGACGGGGCCAAGCUGUCGGUGUACGAUCCAAAGGUAUCUCCCGAGCAGAUCCACCUGGACAUGUGCCUGCCGCGGGGCUCCCUGGAGCAGCCGCGGCGGCAGGGAACCACCGUGUCGCUUGCCACGGUGGAGGUGGCGCGCAGUGCGCUGGAGGCGUGCAGGGGCGCACACGGGGUGUGUGUGCUCACGGAUUGGCCGGAGUUCAGGUCCCUCGACUUCCGCGCCAUCUUCGGCGCCAUGAUGAAGCCCGCAUUCAUCUUCGACGGUCGCAACAUGCUGGACCAGGCGGCGCUGCGGGACAUGGGAUUCGUGGUGUACGGGCUGGGCAAGCCGCUGGACCCCUUCCUCACGCAGCGCCUGGAGGAGGACUUCGGAGCGGGGGGAGGGGGCGGGCAGCAGCUGCGGCAGCCGGGAGGGGAG